Carassius auratus (goldfish) is the source of this 682-nucleotide messenger RNA. RefSeq names its product 40S ribosomal protein S11. Gene Ontology annotation, molecular function: structural constituent of ribosome. The transcript has 5 exons. Gene Ontology annotation, biological process: translation. The record is from RefSeq and is a predicted model, not a curated record. Gene Ontology annotation, cellular component: cytosolic small ribosomal subunit; ribosome. The coding region runs from base 143 to 622 and encodes 159 amino acids. NCBI's taxonomy places the organism in Eukaryota, Metazoa, Chordata, Actinopteri, Cypriniformes, Cyprinidae.
UCAAUUUAUUGUUAGCUUCCGGUUGUUGCCGUCUCCCAAACUGUUCAGUCGGCCCCACCCACAGUGUGUCGUCACGUCCGCGGAACAGCUCUUCCGUCUGUCUCGCGCAUGUGUAGUCCUCUUUACGACUCGGCUGGCGAAGAUGGCGGACGCACAGAACGAGAGGGCUUAUCAGAAGCAGCCCACCAUCUUCCAGAACAAGAAGCGGGUUCUGGCUGUUGAAGGAAGUGGCAAAGAAAAGCUCCCACGUUAUCACAGAAACGUCGGCUUGGGCUUCAAAACCCCCAGAGAGGCUAUUGCUGGCACUUACAUUGAUAAGAAAUGCCCCUUCACUGGAAAUGUGUCCAUCAGAGGCCGUAUUCUCUCUGGUGUGGUGACCAAGAUGAAGAUGCAGAGGACCAUUGUCAUCAGGCGGGACUACUUGCAUUACAUCCGCAAGUACAACCGUUUUGAGAAGAGGCAUAAGAACAUGUCUGUCCACCUUUCUCCAUGCUUCAGGGAUGUGACCGUAGGUGACAUCGUUACAGUUGGAGAAUGCCGACCCCUCAGCAAGACCGUGAGGUUCAACGUCCUGAAGGUCACCAAGGCUGCUGGAGCCAAGAAGCAGUUCCAGAAGUUCUAGGACUGUUUUAACAAUAUGGCAUCUCUGUAUUGUGGAAAAUAAAAAUCUGUUCUCUAAAUC